Morus notabilis is the source of this 2183-nucleotide messenger RNA. Its product is annotated as tRNA pseudouridine synthase A. Gene Ontology annotation, molecular function: RNA binding; pseudouridine synthase activity. Lineage: Eukaryota; Viridiplantae; Streptophyta; Magnoliopsida; Rosales; Moraceae. Gene Ontology annotation, biological process: mRNA pseudouridine synthesis; tRNA pseudouridine synthesis. The transcript is spliced from 2 exons. The coding region runs from base 139 to 2004 and encodes 621 amino acids. Gene Ontology annotation, cellular component: nucleus. The record is from RefSeq and is a predicted model, not a curated record.
AAAAUUAAGGUUUAUUUCGUUCUACUUCUAGGGUUUUACGAGAGUACAGAGCCAAAGCGCCAAUUUUUGCAAAUCCGCCUAAGAAAUGAGACCUUAAAUGGCGUAUUCAAUCCAUAAUCCCCUCUCGCGUGACUGAAAAUGGAAGACUUGGACACGAAAACGACAAGAUCUCCGACUCCGCCGCCGCCGCCGCCGCCGGAAGAACCAGACGCGAAGAAGCUGAAAAUGUCGACCAGCACCACCUCAGACGACGAAGAAAUGACCACCGGAAACGCCAAAAAGGAAAGGUACAAGCGCCGCAAAAUCGCCAUCUUCUUCGCUUAUUGCGGUGUUGGAUACCAAGGGAUGCAAAAGAACCCAGGCGCUAAAACCAUAGAAGGCGACCUCGAAGAAGCGCUCUACCUCUCCGGCGCCGUUCCCGAACAGGACCGUUACUGCCCCAAACGAUACGAUUGGGCCCGAUCGGCCCGUACCGAUAAGGGCGUCAGCGCCGUGGGCCAAGUGGUCUCGGGCCGGUUCUACAUCGAUCCGCCGGGCCUCGUCGAGCGCCUCAAUUCCAAGCUUUCGCCGCAGAUUCGGAUUUUCGGAUACAAGCGCGUGACGGCGUCGUUUAACGCCAAGAAGUUCUGUGAUCGGAGAAGGUAUGUUUAUCUUAUUCCGGUGUUUGCUCUUGAUCCAAGCUCGCAUCCCAAUAGAGAGAGCGUCUUGGCUAGUUUGGGAUCUGAGAGUGAGCUUGUUAAGUGUGUCGAAUGCUCCGAAAGAGGCCGCAAGGUUCCGGGGUUGAUGGGAAAGCGGAGUUAUGAGUUGACUGGUGCGAGUUUUGAUUCGGGCAUUUCGUUGAACAUCUGCGAUGCAAAAGUAGACUCUGUAGUUAGCGACGAAAACGUAGUUGCUUCAAUAAAUGAUAUUGGGGAAGUUAAGGUUGAAAAUGGGGAUUCGGAAACCAACCAUGCGAGUUUUGAUUCGGGCAUUUCGUCGAACAUUUGCGAUGCAAAAGUAGACUCUGUUGAAAAUGGGGAUUCGGAGACCAACCGUGCGAGUUUUGAUCUGGGCAUUUCGUCGAAUAUUUGCGAUGCAAAAGUAGACUCUGUAGUUACCGAGGAAAAUAGAGUUGCUUCAGUAAAUGGUGUUGGGGAAGUUAAGGUUGAAAAUGGGGAUUCGGAAACCAACCGUGCGAGUUUUAAUUCGGGCAUUUCGUCGAACAUUUGCGAUACAAAAGUAGUCUCUGUAGUUAGGGACGAAAAUGGAGUUGCUUCAGUAAAUGGUGAUGGGGAAGUUAAGGUCGAAAAUGGGGAUUCAGAAACCAACCAGGUUGAAGGUAGAACUCUGGACAAUGAGGUUAGUACUGGUGAGGAAGGAAAUGUCAAUGGAGAGCAGAAGCCUGAGAAGAGAAGUGAUUUUUCUUAUGGUGAGAAGGAGAGAGAGAGGUUUAAUAGAAUUUUGAAGCACUAUGAGGGGACUCAUAACUUCCAUAACUUCACCACCAGAACGAAAGCCGAAGACCCUGCAGCUCAGCGAUUCAUCAUUUCGUUCAAUGCGAACACGGUCAUACCGGUUGAAGGCAUGGAAUUUGUCAAGUGUGAGGUGGUGGGGCAGAGCUUCAUGCUUCAUCAGAUCAGGAAGAUGAUUGGGCUUGCUGUGGCAAUCAUGAGGAAUUGUGUUCCCGAGUCCUUGAUGGAGAACGCUCUGCAAAAGGAUGUUAACAUCAAUAUACCAACGGCUCCUGAAGUUGGUUUGUACUUGGACGAGUGUCUGUUUUCAUCAUAUAACAAAAAGUGGAAAGACAGUCAUGAAGAGAUGUCGAUGAAGGCAUAUGCAGAAGAGGCGGAGGAGUUUAAAAUGAAGCACAUAUACUCGCAUAUUGGAUUGACAGAGCAAAAAGAAGGUGUGGUGGCUCUUUGGUUGCACUCUCUGAACUAUCGGAAUUACCCGGAUUUCCAAGCAGUUGAUAACAAAAACACAACUAACAAUAAUAGUACUGAUGUGGAGAACAAGGUUGAGUGAAAUGAAAUGCCUUGCAGGCAUCAGGUUUCUACAUAUAGAUUUAUCCUUGAUGUAUGCCUUUAUUUAUUUAAGCGUGCUUACAUACUAAUUAUAUGGCUAUAGAAACCUCCGAAUUUUUGGAUAUUGUGAGCAAGAAUUCUGUUUGUUUUUUCAGCAAGGAAUUAUAUUUCACGUGUCAA